This is a messenger RNA of Silurus meridionalis, 5237 nucleotides long. It is a transcript of the gene abcc6b.2, whose product is annotated as ATP-binding cassette, sub-family C (CFTR/MRP), member 6b, tandem duplicate 2. The record is from RefSeq and is a predicted model, not a curated record. Gene Ontology annotation, cellular component: membrane. Gene Ontology annotation, biological process: transmembrane transport. Lineage: Eukaryota; Metazoa; Chordata; Actinopteri; Siluriformes; Siluridae. The coding region runs from base 392 to 4627 and encodes 1411 amino acids. The transcript is spliced from 31 exons. Gene Ontology annotation, molecular function: ATP binding; ABC-type transporter activity; ATP hydrolysis activity.
GUGGUAAAGUAAAACUGGGACCGUCCUCAGACAGAGAGGUGAACACUGGGGGAAUUGGAGAAGAGUGCACAGGAAGGGAAGGAGUCUGGAUGGAUAAGCUCUGCACUGACAGUGGCCUGGACCCACUCUGGGACUGGAACGUGACGUGGUACACAUUAAACCCGGACCUGACGCUGUGUUUUCAGCACACAGUUCUCAUCUGGGCCCCUGCUUCUACCUGUGGGUGUGCAGUCCUUUUUACCUGCUCUAUCUCCAGCGCUUCCAUCAUGGCCGCAUCUCGUUCUCCAGACUCUGCUGCGCCAAAACAGUUCUGUGUGUGUGCUUGGUGUUAUUUAACAUUUUGGAGCUGCUCUAUCUGCUGAUUGAGAAGAGAACUGAGAUCAAGCAGCACAUGGUUUUCCUGGUGAACCCGAUCAUUCGCAUCAUCACCAUGAUCUUGGCAGUGUGUAUCAUUCACCUGGAGAGAAUAAUGGGCUGCCGCUCCUCCCUAUUCCUUUUCCUCUACUGGAUGCUGACGAUGAUUUGUUUGAUUGUUCCUUUCAGAGCAAACAUCCAGACCAUCAUGCGAGAAGGUUUCUCACGAGGUGCCAUGCAGUUGGUGGUGUUUUUCUCUCGCUUGUCUCUUGAGCUCGCUCAGCUUAUCCUCAGCUGUUUCGCCGAUCAGCGACCUCACACUCUGAAACCAGGCCACGUGACGCAGAACCCGUGUCCAGUCGAAGAUGCUUCUUUUCUCUCUAAAAUGCUUUUCUGGUGGUUCAGUGGGCUGGUUGUGAGAGGAUAUCGUUCACCUUUAACAACAGAAGACCUCUGGUCUCUACGAGAAGAAGACACGUCCGAGAAAAUCAUCGGUGAUCUGGAGAGAGAGUGGAACACACAGCGUGCGGAGUUACAACAGGAGCGGAGUAUCAAUGUGUCUCGAACCCUGAGCUCCAAGAUCACGGAGCAAACACAGCUCCUGCAGAAACUUAGUCAGGAGCAGAGCGCCGGUUUCCUCCUGCUGCGUCUGCUGGCUAAAUCGUUUGGGCCGUGCUUCCUGUCAGGAACGCUCUGUCUCCUCAUCCAUGACGCCUUCAUGUUCUCCAUCCCUCAGCUGCUCAGGUCAGAAGACCUGCUGCUGGAUGUGGUAAAAGACGAGAGCACCCCCUUGUGGAAGGGUUAUUUCUUUGCCUUCUCCAUGUUCCUGCUCUCGUGCCUGCAGUCGCUCUGUAACCAUCAGUACAUGUACAGCUGCUUCGCAGUGGGCAUGAGGGUCAAAACGGCCAUCACGGGGCUCGUCUACAGGAAGUCGUUGGUGAUCAGCAGUGCUGCUCGCAGGACGUGUACAGUGGGAGAGAUUGUGAACUUGGUCUCCACUGACACUCAGAAACUGAUGGACUUUGUAGUGUACUUUAACGCCGUUUGGUUGGCGCCCAUCGAAAUCGGCCUUUGCCUUUUCUUUCUUUGGCAGCGUUUGGGCCCUUCGGCUUUGGCCGGUAUCACCACGGUGAUCUUUAUCUUCCCUCUGAACGGCGUCAUCGCCAAAAUGCGCAGCAAACUGCAGGAGGUUCAGAUGAAGCACAUGGAUGGACGUAUAAAGCUGAUGAAUGAGAUUCUGAGCGGAAUAAAGAUCCUGAAGUUUUAUGCCUGGGAGAAAGCAUUCGAAGAGCGAGUGCUGAGUUUCAGGGAGAAGGAACUGAAGGCACUAAAGAAAUCACAAAUCCUUUACUCCAUCUCCGUCGCUUCCUUCAACUCCUCCACCUUCCUGAUUGCGUUCGCCAUGUUCGGAUUUUACGUUCUUAUCGAUGAGAAAAACAUCCUUGACGCUCAGAAGGUUUUUGUCUGUCUGGCACUCAUCAAUAUCUUAAAGACACCGCUGAGUCAACUUCCCUUUGCCAUUAGCACCACCAUGCAGGCUGUUGUGUCUCUCAAACGUCUUGGGAAGUUUCUGUGUCAGGACGAGCUGAAAGAGGACGCAGUGUUAAGAGCUCCAUACACUCCAGAGGGUGACAGCAUUGUGAUAGAGGACGGCUGUUUCAGCUGGAGCAGAGACGGAGUGCUGUGUUUGAAGAGAGUGAAUGUGAAAGUGCCUCACGGCUCGUUGGUGGUGGUGGUGGGUCACGUGGGCAGCGGAAAAUCCUCUCUUCUUUCUGCCGUACUGGGAGAGAUGGAAAAGAAGAGUGGAAAUCUCACAGUAAAGGGUUCGGUGGCGUACGUGCCCCAGCAGGCGUGGAUCCAGAACGGCACGUUGAAGGAGAACAUCGUAUUCGGGCAGCAGAUGAAGGAAAGCUGCUAUCAGAAAGUUCUGGAGGCUUGUGCUCUCCUUCCAGACCUGGAGAUCCUCCCUGGAGGAGAUGAAACGGAGAUCGGAGAGAAGGGUCUGAAUCUUUCCGGCGGGCAGAAGCAGAGGGUGAGUUUAGCGCGAGCCGUGUACAGAAACUCUGACGUUUACCUGCUGGAUGACCCUCUGUCUGCCGUCGACACACACGUGGGUCAGCACAUCUUCGAUAAAGUCAUCGGGCCUAAAGGAGUCCUCAAAAAUAGGACACGUGUGCUGGUGACCCACGGGCUGAGCUUCCUGAAUCAAGCAGACCUCAUCCUGGUGAUGGAGGACGGCCAGGUUACGGAGUCGGGCUCGUAUACGGAGCUGUUAGAGAGGAGGAACUCGUUCGCCGACUUCCUUAAGAUCUUCUCAAACACUGAACCCAAAAGUGAAGAAAAUUUCACCAAUAAGGGUGCGAGGAAAUCUGUGUCACGUCUGAGCACGACGGAUUUCUCUGUGGAUAUUCAACAGGAGCAGCUCAUCAGUGGGGAUGUGAUCAGCACUGAGAUUCAGAGCAUGGAGGUUUUAUCUGAGUUAGAGCCAGAGCAGGAUUCUGAGGAACUGCGAAAAUUAACAAAGGCUGAUAAAGCACAUACUGGACGGGUGAAGCUGGAGAUGUACAUGGAGUAUUUCAGGACCAUUGGCCUGGCCUUCAUCAUCCCGAUCAUCUUCCUCUACGCCUUUCAGCAGGCCGCGUCACUAGGGUAUAAUUACCAACUGCAGCUUUGGGCUGACGAUUCUGUAAUGAAUGGCUCUCAGAACAAAACGGAUGCAAAUCUGGCGGUGUUCGGGGCCCUCGGCUUCGCUCAGGGGAUUGCCUUCUUCGCCACCACUGUAGCCAUCUCAUUAGGAGGUAUCAUCGCUUCUCGCCAUCUUCACCUGGACUUUCUGCGUAACGUCAUGCGCUCGCCAAUGUCGUUCUUCGAGAGCACGCCGAGUGGAAACCUGCUCAAUCGCUUCUCCAAAGAGGUCGACGCCAUCGACUGCAUGAUCCCCGAGGCCUUUAAGAUGAUGCUGGGAUACGUGUUUAAACUGCUGGAGGUCUGCAUCAUCGUUCUCAUGGCCACACCCUUUGCUGGAGUCGUCAUUCUUCCUCUCGCUCUGUUCUACGUCUUUAUCCAGAGUUUUUACGUGGCUACAUCCUGCCAGCUCCGGCGUCUGGAGUCGGUGAGCCGCUCCCCCAUCUACACACACUUCAACGAGACAGUGCAGGGAGCGAGCGUGAUCAGGGCGUUUGCGGAACAACCCAGGUUUAUCCUGCAGGCAAACUUUAAAGUGGAUCACAACCAGACCUCAUACUUUCCCAGAUUUGUCGCCACCAGAUGGCUCGCUGUUAAUCUGGAGUUUUUAGGGAACCUGUUGGUCCUCACAGCUGCAAUCCUGUCUGUGAUGGGAAGAAAAUCUCUGAGUGCCGGAACUGUUGGCUUGGCCGUGUCACACUCUCUUCAGGUUACCGCUAUUCUCAGCUGGAUCGUCCGCGCCUGGACAGACGUGGAAAACAACAUUGUGUCAGUAGAAAGAGUGAAAGAGUAUGCGGACACACCGAAAGAGGCAGCUUGGUCGAAGGAGAACAAUCUUCUGUCCUCUCACUGGCCACAAACCGGCUCAAUCCUGUUUCACCAGUAUGGAUUGCAGUACAGAAAAGGUCUGGACUGGGCGUUGAAGGAGAUCACACUCAACAUCCAGGAGAAAGAAAAGAUUGGGAUUGUGGGUCGGACCGGAGCGGGAAAGUCGACUCUCGCACUUGGAAUGUUUCGGAUCCUUGAGGCAGCGAAGGGAGAGAUAUUUAUAGACGGAGUGAACAUCGCUGAGAUCGGACUGCAUGAGCUGAGAGCUCGGAUCACCAUCAUUCCACAGGACCCGGUUUUGUUCUCUGGAUCUCUGCGCAAGAACCUGGACCCAUUCGAUUAUUACUCUGAUGAGGAGGUGUGGAAAGCUCUAGAACUUGCUCAUCUCAAAGGCUUUGUGUCAGGUCUUCAGGACAAAUUAAACCACGAGUGUUCCGAGGGAGGAGAGAACAUCAGUUUGGGUCAGAGGCAGCUAGUGUGUUUGGCUCGAGCUCUCCUCAGGAAGACGAAGAUUCUGGUUCUGGAUGAAGCCACAGCGGCUGUAGACCUGGAGACGGAUGAACUGAUCCAGUCCACCAUCCGCACUCAGUUCGAGGAGUGUACAGUACUGACCAUCGCUCACCGCCUCAACACCAUCAUGGAUUAUACACGUGUGUUGGUGAUGGAGCGAGGUUCUAUCACAGAAAUGGAUUCGCCCUCAAACCUGCUCUCACAGAGAGGCGUCUUCUAUAAAAUGUGCCAGGAGGCGGGGCUAGUGUGAUUACAUCAUAAUCAGAGAUGAGAAGUGUGAUGGUCUCCUGAAGGAUGAAGAUCUGCAGGACAGAACCUUCUGGAACCUUUUUAUACUUUUUAAUACAUGAUGAAGGUCCUUAUGAACAGUGUUACUCGGAGAAGAACUGUAACUGAUGUGUUCAUCUCUCUCUUUCUCUCAUACACUCACUCUAUUCAUUCUCUCCAUUUCUCCUCCUCCACCAGCUCCUCCUCUUACUCUUCUUCUGGUUCCGUCGUUUCCUUUCCCUCCGCCUUCUUCUCUUCCUCCUCUUCCACAUCCUCCACCUCCUCCACAACUUUCUUCCUAUCUUCUUCUUCUUCUCCCUUCAGCUCCUCAGGAACAAGAAGUUCUACAGAGUGAUUGUAAAAACCACCUCUGCAAUUGAAAGUUCUUGACUUUACAUUAAUGACCUCAACACCUGGAAUCAAUUCUUUAAAAAGAAUGAAUUAUUUAUAGAAAGUGUUCUGUAGCACCAGCACAUUCGUAUUUCAGCGAUUUAGAAAUCAUCAAAUGCUGAUGUUUUUUUUAAUUGUAUUAUUUGUAUUUUAUACGCUCACAUAUUUAAGCCAAAAUGUUAAAUGUUUUUCUGUACAGUCAA